This is a messenger RNA of Meleagris gallopavo (turkey), 4699 nucleotides long. The record is from RefSeq and is a predicted model, not a curated record. NCBI's taxonomy places the organism in Eukaryota, Metazoa, Chordata, Aves, Galliformes, Phasianidae.
UUCCUAAUGUUCAGAUAGAAUCUCUUGUGUUUUAGUGUGUGCUCACUGUCUCUUGUCCUGUCACUGGGCACAAAUGAAGAGCCUGAUUCCAUUCUUUUUGCGCGUUCAGGUGCAUUAAUAUACAUUGAUAAGAUUUGUUCUGAGCCUUCCCUUUUUCUACACUAGACAGUCCCAUCUCUCAGAUUUUUCUUGUGAGAAGCUAGCAUCCCUUAACCAUUUUUGUGGCCCUUUGAACUCUCUCCAUUAGCUCAUGUCUCUCUUGUAUUUUAAAGCCCAGAACAGGGCACAGUACUUCAGGUGUGGCUUCACUAGUGCUGAGAAGAGGGAAAGAAUCAGUUCUCUUGACCUGCUGGCAGUACUUUUCCUAAUUCUGUCUAGGAUGCCGUUAGCCUUCUUUGCAGCAAAGGCAUGUUACUAGAUCAUGUUCAACUUGGUGACUCCCAGGACUGCCAGGUCAUUUUCUGCCAGACAGAUUUUCAGCUGUCCUGAUGAUAUAUUGGUGCUUACAGCUCUUCUUCUCCACAUGCAGAAUUUUGUACUUCCCCUUGUUGAACUUCAUGAGGUUCCUGUGAGGCCAUUUCUCCAGAUUGUCCAGGUCCCUCUGGAUGGCCCUCUGGUGAAUCAGCCACUGCUCCCAGUUUUGCUGUGAGUGCACUCUCCUCUGUAAUCCAUAUUGUUAAUGAAGACAUUGAAACAGGCUGCACUCAGAAAGAAUGCCUGUGGUAUGUUACUAGUUACUGGCCUCCAACUAGACUUUGCAACUCUGGACCCAGCUGUUCAUCCAGUUUUCAUUCAAUCUACUUCACCUGUCUGCACAUCCAGCUUGUUCGUUCACAUCUUGACUAUGAAGUUCAUAUAGGAGACAGUGUCAGAAAGCUUUACUAAAGUCCAGGAAGAUUCAUGACUGUCCCCUCAGUUACUAGGCCAGUCAUUUCAUUAGGGAAUCUUAUCUUGUUGGUCAAGCAUGACUUCCUCUUGGUGAAGCAGUGCUAACUAUUCCUGAUAAUUUUCUUCUUCAUGUGGCUUGAAAUGUUUUCCAGGAUUAGCAGCUCCAUCACCUUCCCAGAGACUGAGGUGAGGGUGACCAAUCUGCAGUUCCUUAAAUCUUCUUCCUUACCCUUCCUGAAGACAGGAGUGACAUUUGCUUUCCUCCAAUACUCUGGCACUUCUCUCAGUCUACACGAUCAAUCAACGAUUCUUGAGAAUGAUCUCACAGUAACAUCUGCCAGUUCCCACAGCACUCGUGGGUGCAUCCCGUCAGGACCCAUGGACUUCCAUAUGUCCAGUUUGCCUAAGUAUUCCCUGAUCUGUUUCUCUUCCAAUAAGGGUACACCUUCCUUGCUCCGCCUUUCUUCAUUGUCUCUGGGACCUAGAUUUCGUGAAAGUCAGUCUUGCUAGUAAAAUCUCUGUCAAAGAAGGUUGUAUCUCAGCCUUCUUCAUUUCCUGUGUAACCAGAUUAUGUGUCUUUGUUUCCAUCCUCUGUAUGCUUUCUUUUGUGUUUGAGUUUGUACAGAAACUCCUUGUUCAUCCACACAAGCCACAUGGCAUUUUUGCCUGAUUUUCAAUUCAUUUAGAUGAACAGUUUUGAGCUUGGGAGAGGUGACCCUUGAAUAUCAACUAGUUAUCGUGGAACUCUCUCCCCUCGCAGUGUCAUCUUGCAGUUUGUUGCUUGAGUGAAAUUUACAGGUAAGGAAGGUUGGUGGAUGGAACAUCACAGGCAUAGGGAAAGCAAAAGACUUUAAUGAAACUCUUCAGAUUCUCAUGGGCAGAUACAACACUUUUCCCUUUUUCAGAGUGCAUGUGGGACCUAGUCCUUCUGAUCCCAAGACCAAUGUAAUUCAGAUUGACCAUCCUGAGUUUGAGAUGCCAGCUGAAAGUAAAUUUAAAAAGAAAAAUUAUCUUGAGGUUCUCCGUGUGUAUCUCUCAUAUUUGGAGAAACUGGGGAACCUACUUGGAGGUCUACAAGAUGGUCCUCCUCAUUCCUUUUCCCUUACCUUGUCCUUCAUCUCCAAUCUCCAGCGUGUUAUCACCCCACUGCAGGAAAGACGGCAGAGGGGGAUGCUGUUCUUUCGCACUACCAUUAGGGAGUUACAGGAAAAGGCACCUGCUAUUGACUGGUUGUCAUGUCUCCAGGCUGUCUUCCAUCCUAUACCAAUGAAUCUCUCUCAGCCAAUUGCUGUGCAUGAUAUGGAUUAUUUAAGAGGCAUGUCACAGAUCAUUGAAGAAUGGCACAAAGAAAGGGUUCCGCAUAUCUAUAUGAUUGUUUGUCUGGUUGGGAAUCUCUCCCCUGCCCUUGAUAGUCGAUUCCAAGAUGCACGCCAGGAGCUAUCUAAGAUUCUUUAUGGAAAAAUGGAAUCUAAAGUGAUCCCAGAUGAGCGCUGGAGGAAGUGUUUGACUGAUACCAGUUCUUUCUUUGAGCCAGUCCUAGGACAGAUGAUUGUGAAAGAAAUUUUUCCCGAGCAGAACAAGAAACUUGCUGAGCAGAUGUUCUCUGAGAUCCAAGAUACCCUCUGUGGUCAACUGGAUCAGCUGGAGUGGAUGGAUGAACAAACUCGCCAAGAAGCUAAAAUCUUGGUGUCCAAAGUGCAAGUGGAAAUUGGCUACCCAACUUACAUACUCCAGACUGCCAAAGUGAACCAGGAAUACCAGAAUCUGGAGAUAAAUGAAGACACUUUUUUCCUAAAUGUGGUGGCUUGCUUGAAGAGGAUGAGGGAGAACUCAUUCUCAAAGCUCCUUCAGCAUCAUUCACAGGAUAUCUGGCAGGUGGCCCCCUGGGCUGUCCAUUCAUACUACUCAAUAAGGCACCACAUGGUGGUCUUUCCUGCUGGAAUGUUCCGCAGCCCUUUUUUCCAUGUGGAGUUUCCCAGUGCUGUGAACUUUGGAGCCAUUGGGGUCUUCAUGGCACAUGAACUUCUUCAUGUAUUUUAUGAUUAUAUGCGUCCUGGUGGCUGUCCUACAUGCAACAGUAGUAUGCUACAGAAAUCUAUAGAUUGCUUGGUAGAACAGUAUGAAAGUUUUGGCUUUAAGGUCAAUGGUACUUCCACACUGUUGGAGAAUACAGCCGACACUGGAGGUCUUGCCAUUGCUUACCAGGCCUAUAAGAAUUGGCUGAAAAAGCAUAAACAAGAGGAGUAUUUACCGAAGAUCGGACUUUCACAGGACCAGCUUUUCUACCUCAGUUUUGCUCAUGCAAUGUGUGGACACCAGGAUCCUGAGGAUUUACAGUCUUCCUUGGAUACAGAUCCACAUAGUCCCUUGCCACUUCGUGUCUAUGGACCUAUCAGCAAUAAUCAGGACUUUGUAAAACACUUCCAUUGUCCCCGUAGAUCACCAAUGAAUCCAGACAGCAAGUGCCACAUCUGGUAAUUUGUAUGAAAAAGGAGGAUGAGAGAUACGACUCCAGGGAGAUGAAAUCUUGAGCUGUGAAAGUAUGACUCAUGGGUCAUACUCAGGGCCAAUGGAACGAUGUGGAGCACUUAUUUACUCUUCUACCUUCCUCUUCUUGUUGUCCUUUUCCCAGCAGUUUAUGGUAGGAAUCAUCUCAAAUUGAGCUCAUAAGAGAAAAGGGUCUCUUCCUGCUGCUCCCAGCACUGUCUCAGAUAGGACAACUCUGUAGUUCAGCAAGUCCUAAGGCAACAAAAUGACUAGCCACUCCCUCGUAGGUAGCUUCUGAGGAGUUGUUAACAGAAGGACUGUUGCAUCAUUAGGCCUGCUGUUCAGUGCAUUUCUCUGUCCACUGCAACAACCUCACCAUCAUGUUGAAUGGGCAGGGCAAUAUGCUGGAGUCCUAAGACUUGUUCAUACAAGAUUGCAUCUUAGAAAGUUCCUUUGGGUUACAGGGGAAACUACACCAGUAAGUUACCAGUGAGAGAAGAGCCCUCUUCUCUUCUUCAGCAAAUAAAUGGAGAUAAGUUGUAAGGAAAAAUUAGUGGUUCCAGUUUCUAGGCUGAAGAUGAGUCAUUUAAUAAUGAAGGUUAUUCAUGCAUUUCACAAGGAAACAUCCAUUUUGACAGAAGUGGGACUGGAAGUUGAAAAUUGUUUCUUUUUCUUCUUUCUAUCUUUUCCAGAAAGAUUUCUCUUUUAUUCUUACUCUCUCUUUAGGGUUGAAGAUAUGGAUAAAAAUGAAGUAUAAGGUAUUCACAAGGUUUUUCUAGAGGUAUCUGGAGAUCAUUAACUUGAAUAUUCCAAAUUCUCUGGAUCCUGAACCAGGCUCUCACAUCCCUACAUUUGUAAAUAUUUACCUUCUAAACAGAGAAGUUGAUCUGACAUAUGAUUUAAUAACUACUUGAAACUGAAUUUUAAGUAAUAAUUUACUUUAAAGAAAAAGAAGAGUAAGAAAUUAAUAUAUUUUAGGGUAGCAGGAGAUGUGCAUAGAAUACAUUCUCAAGAGCAACCUAAUAAUUAUAUCAAUUCAAUUUUUUAAAAUUUCCCCAAAUUAAGAAGCAUUCAAAACUCCCCCACAUUUUGCAUACUGUUAGAACUGUUCUGUUUAUUUUACUUAUUAUAUUGAAUGCCUGAGUGUUUGUGGAAUAGAUGAGGGCAAGUAGAAACAGUCCUUACCAAUGUAUUACAUUGUGAAAAGCCUAGUAACAGUGUUAAUUCUUCACACACUGACCAAUGCAGCAAAAUGUUUUCCAAGAACGAACUGUUCAGAGAUUUUUUCAUUAAUUUACAGACUAACAUGUUAAUAAAACAUUUG